Messenger RNA from Vanrija pseudolonga, 300 nucleotides. RefSeq lists its product as uncharacterized. NCBI's taxonomy places the organism in Eukaryota, Fungi, Basidiomycota, Tremellomycetes, Trichosporonales, Trichosporonaceae. The coding region runs from base 1 to 300 and encodes 99 amino acids. The transcript has 3 exons. The record is from RefSeq and is a predicted model, not a curated record.
AUGCUCAAGGUCUGCAUGAAGGACCUCAUCGCUAAGGAACUCGCCAUCCAUGGUGCGCAGCAUCAGACGGGACAAGAAGUCGUCCUUCGUUCCAUCUCGACCAAACCAAUCGAGUUCACCGCCAACAGCGUGCGCCGGUGGCACGGCGACCACAUCCGCCCGAAUGAACUCCGCGUCCACCUAACGUCCGAAGACAUCGUAGUCACGCACACCCUCUCGCUCACGACCAGGUCGACAUGCUGCGCCGUCAAGCGAUACCUGGAGCGCUUCUGCGGGUACGACUACGACAAGAUCGAGUGA